UACAUGAAAUGAAGGAUGGAGGCAUAUUUGAAGUGUAUCACUUGAACGUGCUGUUUGUGUGUGAUGUUUCGCUAGACAUAAAAUACCCCCUGUAUUUUUCUAUUCGAAGGGUACGACACAGACUUCUAGACAUGUUUUGUGGUUAUCAAGAAGGGGAUUUUCUGUUGCCUAAAGGCGGAGCAAAGCUAGCCUCUCUCUUUGAACUGGAUCAGGCUGCCAGUCAGGGCAACGAGUCCUUCCAGUUCAGAGCCCCCAAACAGCCGAAGAAAACCCCCACCGCUCUGAGCCCAUCUCCUCAAAAGCCUGCACCAACUCCUUCUGUCCUUUUGGCUACUGCUGUUCAUGCAUUCCGUUUUGUGAAUGGCCAGUACACAAAACAGGGGAAGGUGGGAGCUGCUAUCCUGGGAAAUCAUCCAACCAGAGAGUACAUGAUCCUGCUUUAUGGCAGCGAACAGAAACCAAUCACAACUGCCAAGAUCCAUCUAGGAUUCAUCUUCACAGUUCAGCCAGGUAACUAUGGAACAUUCUACGAUGACCUGAGGCACAACUGGUCCCUGAUGUUUGAGUCUGAGAAAGCUGGAGUGGACUUUUGCAAAGAGCUGUGUGUGGCCAGAUGGAACAGUGAGACCACUGUAGAUACACUACUGACCCAGGACCUGCUGUUAGGAGAGGGACCAGCAGUGGACUAUGGUGACACGGUAGAGGUGGCCUUCACAGGCUGGCUUCUACAGAACCACAACAUCGGACAGAUGUUUGACUCCAACGUGGGCAAAGACAAGCUGCUGAGAGUGAAACUUGGCACUGGCAAAGCCAUUAAGGGAUUGGAGGACGGGAUGUUAGGGAUGCAGAAAACUGGGCGUCGCCUCCAUAUUGUGCCCCCCACCCUAGGCUAUGGGUCAAAGGGCAUCCCCAACCACGUCCCCUCCUCCAGCACACUGGUCUACAAUGUGGAGAUUCGCCGGGUGAAGUUUGCUAAGGACAGUGGGUCGGAGCGACAGAGUGGGCGAUUAACCACCAACUCUCCCUCCCCAAGUGUGGACAGUCUGGGCUUUGGGAUGUCCCCUCAGUCUCAGCCCCCCAGCUCUAUCCCAGCAGAGCCCAGGGGAAAGCCUCUGAAUGUGAAAUCCAAUUCAAUAAAUGAGCAACUGAUGCUGUCGGAUACAGCCAAAGCCAAGUUGAUCUCUCAUAUGGCCAAGAUGGGUCAGCCCAUGCUGCCCUUCCCAACAGGAGCCAUCUCCGCCCAGCCAGACCACAGUGACUCCAAGACAGAGGACCCAAGUGAAUCUCACCCUUCACAUCACUGUCUGUUCCCCCAGCCCGUCCAGAUGUCAGCUGCACCCCCUGUCCAUGCAGUGCCUGAGGUCGUUGUGCCAACUGCUGCCCAGCAACCAGUGUUUAUGGAGACAGUGGUCCCACAGGCUGUGGACUGUGGUGGGAGCAGUCAUGCCUUCCAGCCAUACCCAUCCUUUCAGUCUGCCUUUGGUCCGUCCUACCUUGGUCAGUUCCACCCUCAUCAUGCAGUUUCAUACCAGGCACCUAGUGAUGUCCCUUCCUUGUUGAUGACAGAGGUGCGACAGCACAACACUGAGAUCGGACAGGCUGUGGGGAAAAUGGCAGAUAAAAUCAAUCUGUUGGUCUCCAAGGUGGAUGAGCUCCAGAAGCAUGGUGGCGGCAACUCUCUGGGUCUGUCCUCGGUGUCCAUGGAAACAGCCAUGAUCCUGCACAACAUCCAGAGAAUCACCCAGGAGAACUUGUUUCUAAAGAAGGAGGUUCUGGAGAAGAGCACCCGAGUGGAGGAGCAGAACUGGAAGAUCAGAGAACUCCUCGAGCAGAACCAGAGGUGUAUGGAGCAGAGUAGUUUACUGUUGGAACAGAGGAAAGAUGUGCUGAAGACCAGCAACCAACAGGACCAGACCAGCCUGCUGGAGGCAGAGCAGGACAAGGUAGGAAAGAGCAGAGGAAACUUACUACACUCACACAGCGCAGGAGAGGGAGAGAGAGUCUCAUAUGCACACACACUUAAGUCCCUCCCCCCACCUCUCUCUCUGUGUCUCUCUCCAUCUCAGCCGCACCUGACAGAGUACCUAGCCGCCUCCACCCUGGUCUCCAAGCUUCAGCUGGAGUCGUCCUCUCUGCAGCGCUCUGUCUCUGACCUGCAGACCCAGCUCAGCCAAGUCCUGCAAGACAGGGACAGCCACUGUACUCAGUUCAGCUCAUUAGAGAGACUAGUAGAAGGGCUAAGGAAGGGGGAGGGGAGGGUGCAGGCCCAGUGGCAUACAGAGAAACUGAAACAUAAAGAGAUUCAGCUGACAAUCACCAACACGGAGGAGGAGCUACAGGACCUGAGGGCUGGGAAAGGCAACCUGGACAAGAUGCUGUCGGAGAGGAAGAGGACGUGGCAGUGUGAGCAUCAGCGUCUGUCUGAGGAGUUGGAGGAGGCGAGGAGAAGCAGCCAGAAGGAAACUGACCACCUGAGGGCCAGGAGAGGAGAAGUAGAUCAGGGGGAACAGGUGGUUCUGGAUAUGGACUGGCAGCAUGGUGGGUAUGAGAAGGAACUACAUAGCCAUGAGCUAGCAGAAAUCACACAGCAGAGAGACAUUCUGGCCAGGACACUGUCAGAACUACAGGAACAGUAUAUGGCAGCACAGAGCAGGGCAGAGACCACCAGGAAGCAGCUAGAAAUGCUAUUGGUUGAGCAGGAGAAGAGGCAUGCCCAGCAGCCCAAUCAGGAUGCAAUGGCAGAACAGGUGAAGAGAGUGAUGAACGGAGUGUUCCAUUCUCUGAGAGGGGAGUUCGGCCUGCACCAGUCAUACCAAGGAAGCGAUGUCCUAGGAGUCAUGCUUAGCACCAUCAAGAGUGUCACCCUGGAUCUGCUAACAGCCCACAAUCCAGAGGAAGAAGAAAAGGUGGAAGAGGAGAAAUGGACAAAAGCUGUAGAGUAAAAUAGGAGGGAUGAUGAUGAUACAGAGAUGAAUCGAUCCAAUGGAUCAAUACAAGAAAAAGAGGACAGUGGAGUUACUCAGACAGCCUGGACCUCUAUUGUUAGGUCCUUGUGGUCUGAGGCUCAAGUGGAGGAAGAGUCCAUCAAUUCGGAAGGCCUAGAAAACAAGGCUGAAGACACACCAAGUACAUCCAGAGAAGAAACACCUUCUAAGGCUUGAACUGGCUCAGAGAAUGGCCCAAUGCAAUCAUCUCUCAUGGUUCUUAUUGAGGAAAUGUCUUGUCAAGUACAGCCUCUCGCAGUCCAAAUUGACCAAUCAAAGUAGAUGGAAGCUGUACCUCCCCCACCAUUGUUUAAUGGAAGCUAUACAAAUGCAUUUAUUAAUGUCCACAUUUGUUUUAUACCAUGUUUAUUCAUUAAAAAAAACAUUUUUAUUUAAACUGCCUACCCUGGCUAAACCCUAUAACGACGCUGGGCCAAUAGGGACUCUCAAUCACGGCCAGUUGUGAUACAGCCUGGAAUUGAACCAGGGUCUGUAAUGACGCCUCUAACACUAAGAUGCAGUGCCUUAGACUGCUGCGCCACUCGGGAGCCCCUAUUAAACACCUUAUUUUGAAAGUGAGAUUUUCUUGGACAGUAUAACACAGUAUGUUCUGGGAAGCUACAAAAUAUGUUUUACAAGCCUCAUCCCUACAACUUCAUAAAAUAUUUGUUUUUUGUCUUGUAGUUCAGGACUUCAUGUCUGAAUUAAAUGAUCACUUUCGCAUUUUUGAUUUGC
Molecule: messenger RNA, 3719 nt
Organism: Oncorhynchus kisutch (coho salmon)
Lineage: Eukaryota; Metazoa; Chordata; Actinopteri; Salmoniformes; Salmonidae
Gene: fkbp15a
Product: FKBP prolyl isomerase family member 15a
Exons: 25
Coding region: 9-2942 (977 amino acids)
Cellular component (GO): growth cone
Molecular function (GO): peptidyl-prolyl cis-trans isomerase activity
Source: RefSeq, a predicted model, not a curated record